Mycena indigotica is the source of this 1623-nucleotide messenger RNA. RefSeq lists its product as uncharacterized. Gene Ontology annotation, cellular component: endoplasmic reticulum; COPII-coated ER to Golgi transport vesicle; Golgi membrane. Gene Ontology annotation, biological process: retrograde vesicle-mediated transport, Golgi to endoplasmic reticulum; endoplasmic reticulum to Golgi vesicle-mediated transport. The transcript has 7 exons. Bases 1 to 1623 code for a protein of 540 amino acids. Lineage: Eukaryota; Fungi; Basidiomycota; Agaricomycetes; Agaricales; Mycenaceae. The record is from RefSeq and is a predicted model, not a curated record.
AUGUCGCUCGACGGGGAGACCACUACGACGCUCCUCUCCUCGCUCGACUCCGUCGUUCCCCCGGCCAUGUCGCAGUUUGACGCCUUCCCCAAGGUAGCGGGCUCGUACAAGCAGCGGUCGGAUUCGCGCGGUUUCCUCACCAUCUUCGUCGCAUUCGUCACAUUCGUGCUCAUGCUCAACGACGUCGGCGAGUUCCUCUUUGGCUGGCCCGACCACGAGUUCAGCGUCGAUCCCGAGACCAGCAGCUUCAUGAAUGUCAAUGUCGAUUUGGUCGUCGCCAUGCCCUGCUCAUUUAUCAGUGUCGACUUGCGCGACGCCGUUGGCGACCGCCUCUUCCUCAGCAACGCCCGCAGCGGAAUCCGCCGAGACGGCGUUAAGUUCGAUGUCGGACAAGCCACCAAGCUCAAGGAACACUCGGACGCCCUUUCUGUCCGCCAAGCUGUCGCCCAGUCCCGCAAGUCGCGCGGUCUACUUGCAGGCUUGUGGCAAUGGGACUCGUCGCCCUACAUGCCCAGCUACAAACACGAACCGGACGGUCAAGCAUGUCGCGUUUCUGGACAGUUGGAAAUCAAGAAGGUUACCGCCAAUCUGCAUAUUACGACCCUCGGCCAUGGAUACGCAUCGAACCAGCAUGUAGACCACAACCUGAUGAAUCUCUCCCAUGUGAUCACCGAGUUUUCGUUUGGACCAUUCUUCCCUGCUAUAGUCCAGCCGCUGGACAACUCGUUUGAGAUUACCCAUGAACACUUCGUCGCAUACCAAUACUUCCUCCAUGUCGUGCCCACAACCUAUAUUGCCCCGCGGUCCAGCCCAUUGCGUACAAACCAGUACAGUGUUACACAUUAUACGCGUAUCUUGGACCACCACAGCGGCACACCCGGAAUCUUCUUCAAAUUCGACCUAGACCCCAUGAGCAUAACCAUCCACCAACGGACAACGUCGUUCAUCCAGCUUAUCAUCCGUUGUGUGGGUGUCAUUGGUGGUGUCUUCACCUGCAUGGGUUAUGCAAUCAAAGUCGGAACUGCUGCAGUCGAAGCAGUCACCGGGGGUGAUUCAUCCAACGACAUCACCCCCGCCGCUGUCACUUCCUCGAGCUCCCUUCGCAACAAGUUCCCUGGCUCGACCUUGCGUUCCCGCCCCAAAUCCGGUCGACUCAUACCGCAAGGAAACGGUUGGGUCAUGGAAGGCACGCCGGGCUCUCCUGGGAGUGGAUAUGGGAGUCCAUCUGGAACGCCUGUGUCCGCCACAUUUUCCACGCCAGCGUCGCCGUAUAUGGCGCAAUCACCAUACUCGCCUGUUCCACAUUCUCCGUACUCCCCAGCCCCGCAUUCUCCAGCGAUGAUGCCCGGCUCGCAGCCCGGCACACCCAAUCUCGGGUUCGGACCCAACCCGCUCAGUGCAGGCCCACCAAGACGGGGUCACGCAGGCGUCGGCAGCCCCCGCCCGCUCAGCGUGUCCAGCUCAAGCUUCCCUGGCGCGGGCAGCAUGCCAGGUACCCCGUCAUAUGGUGUCUUCCCUCCGACGCCAGGUCCAGCAACGGGUGGCUUCAAUGUACCGCCCCCGCCGAGAGCAAACGGGAAUGGGAGCACCAGUCCGGCAGGCAGGAAGGAAAAAGAUGACUGA